Acipenser ruthenus (sterlet) is the source of this 3182-nucleotide messenger RNA. RefSeq lists its product as uncharacterized. The record is from RefSeq and is a predicted model, not a curated record. The coding region runs from base 2145 to 3014 and encodes 289 amino acids. Gene Ontology annotation, biological process: hormone-mediated signaling pathway; adenylate cyclase-activating G protein-coupled receptor signaling pathway; digestion. Gene Ontology annotation, molecular function: corticotropin-releasing hormone receptor 2 binding; hormone activity. Gene Ontology annotation, cellular component: extracellular region. The transcript is spliced from 2 exons. NCBI's taxonomy places the organism in Eukaryota, Metazoa, Chordata, Actinopteri, Acipenseriformes, Acipenseridae.
UGAUCCUCUUUCAGUGCAUCAGUCUGAUCCUCAUUGUGUCCCUCUGUGACCCUCUCUGAGCGCGUCGCAAUCUGAUCUCUCAUUGUGUCCCUCUGUGAUCCUCUUUCAGUGCGUCAGUCUGAUCCUCAUUGUGUCCCUCUGUGAUCCUCUCUGAGCGCGUCGCAAUCUGAUCUCUCAUUGUGUCCCGCUGUGAGGAUCUUUCAGCGCGUCAGUCUGAUCUCUCAUUGUUUCCCUCUGUGAUCCUCUCUGACCGCAUCGCAGUCUGAUCCUCAUUGUGUCCCACUGUGAUCCUUCUCUGAGCCAAAGUCUGAUCUCUGGAGAGCUGAGAAUGGAGUGUUUAGACUAGUGCUCAUUAUUAUUAUUAAGGUGCUGGUAAUGACAGCACUAGAGAGCUGGGAAUGGAGCGUUUAGACUAGUGCUCAUUAUUACUGAGGUGCAGGGUAAUGACAGCACUGGAGAGCUGAGAAUGGAGUGUUUUUAGGCUAGUGCUCGUUAAGGGUAAUGACAAAUUUCAGAAAAUGCUCCUGUAGUGAAAGUGUACAAACAACAUGACAAGCUACUGUCACUCAUAAUAAUCCAAUAACUUGUCUAUUAAUGCUGCGCAUCCAGCUCUGUUAAAAUCUCAACCUGUAAACACAACUUGCUGAUUAAAACUACACAUGUCCUGGUUUUCCGGAGGCUUGAUUGAACUGAGUUAACUGCUUAACAGAUUUUUUUUUUUCCAUUAAUUAGAAAUGCUCCUGUUCAGAAUGACAUCGUGAACCUCCUUAUUAAUUAACAGAUUCAUCUUGGAGACAGGAUGAGAACAGAUGAGACUAUGCGCUCGGCUCCAUACAUCACUGCACUUUCUCUCCAGGACCCUCUGUGAUGCUCUUUAACAAGCAGCUGCAGUGAAUGGGCAGCAUGUUGAUGUCCUAUUGGGAAACAUAAAACUAUUUACAAUUCUGAAAUGAAUAAGAAACAACUCAAGACUUCCCGCAAGCCCCCAGGGUAGCAGAAUGUCCAAAAUCUUCGGGGCACAGACUCCACAAACCUUUCCGGAAAUUCCAAACCUUCCGGAACCAAAUAAUUCUACAUUUAUAAUUAACAAAUGAGAAAAGUUAUAGGCUAGGCUUAAUAUUGCUAAUUCACUUUGAUUAGCUGUUCCAAAAAUAGCUAAGAAGGGGGUUUCCGGUGGCAGGUGAUGCUGAAGUGAGAAUGAUCCUGCCGGCUUCCAGAAAAUCACAGCUAGGAGAAAACCUUCAGGUCCCGAAGACAUUGCGUGCGAGUGCGCAGCUAUUCUGCAGCCCUGCGAGCCCAUCAUCAGAUGUCUGAGUCGUUUAUUUCAUGUUCAGUAACUUUUUCGGGUGUGUCAUUGCUCUGUGAAAAUAUCAUGCUAAUGACAUUUCUGAGUAAAUAGCUUUAAUAUUCGUUCUGAAUACUUUAAACCCGCCCCAACUACUGAGUGACAGCACAUUCCUGCAUUUCUAUUGGAGACUCCGCUUGCGAGAUUUAAAACGAGAUACAAUCAGGAUGGAGGCUUGUUAGCGGGAUUUAAACCUGUAUCACAGUUAAGAUAAGGAGGAUUUAAAACAGAAUUGUGACGAAAUGUACAAAAAUUCCAACACACAAAAACCCCGGAAGAAUGUUCCCGUGACCAGAGGGAUUUCGAUGUGGAAGACAGCAAUGGAAAGAAGGGACAGCUUAAGCGUGCAAGUACUGUCGAGUCACUAUACAUAUUUUGAGAGAAAAAAAAUGCUCAAGCAUUUUGGAAAGUAACCAAAAACACUCAUUUUAUACAUUACAUCAAAAACAAAAGCCCUGAAAAAAAAAAAGAUUUACAUAAAACUCGAAAAUAGCUAAAAAUAAGCACCGAAAAAUACAAUUAAUAAAACCCGAAAAACAUAAGCCCUAGUUAUGAUGCUCUGCUCGCGGCACUAAUGUGGAUGAGAUGCCUGUGUAUAUGGAAAAGGAUUUUAAUAAUUAUUCAACAGAAGACCUCACUGCAUCCACUGUAUACACAACCCAGCUGACCUCUGUAUUUGACAGUGAAUAACUCAUUAACAUCCUUACAGCACAAUCAGCUUAGUACAGAAAACUCACGGUAGAUUUUCAAGUUUAUUUUGCACUUCUGAUUCUACAGAUGGUCAUGUACAGGGCCCGCAAUGAGAGCGCACAUCACAGACACAGAGAACAAUGCUUUUCUGACUCUGUCCCCUCUUUGCUCAUCUGUUUUUUUCCUUCGGUACAUCUUUUAUUUUUACUUAUUACAUCUCCCUCUCAUUACCCUUUUCAUCAUUUUUCUUUUUCGCUUUCUUUCCUGUCAUCAUUUCUUUCCUCCCUCUCAUUUCAUUAUCUCUUUUCUGUGCUCUGAUGUCAAUAUGAGAGGCUGGACUCCAGGUUUAUCACAGCGAGAGAGGGAGGGAGGGAGAGAACAGGACAGCGAUAGAGAGAGUCAUUCACUGAGCGCAGUCAGAGAGACCUCAGCAUCUCAGGGUUCACAGACAGACCCUUCAAAGCGCAGGGCAGACAGGGAACAGCACGCUGAAGACAAGGUGACCAGGCAGCAGUUUCUGGAAGAUUUGACUCCCUGUACAAGUCACUCCUCCUGGUUGUGUGCAGUGGCGAUGUAUCUUGGCCGGCUCCCGCUGCUCCUGGCCGCUCUGCUGGCGUCGGGGGCUCUGUCCCAUGUUCUUGCGAGCGAGGGUCAGCGACAGAGGUACAGCAAUGUCCCGGAGGAGGGGGGCCUGCUGGCUGUGCGAAUCCUGAGCAGGGGAGGGGUGCUGCUGCGCUCUCUGCUGGACAGGGGUCUCCCCUCGGAGUGGGGUGCCAUGGAGCACCACUACCCCCAGAGGAAACGGGCUGCCCCCUCCCGCCCAGCCCGGAGGAGCCCCCACGGCACUCGCGUCUCCCUCUCCCUCGACGUUCCCACCAGCAUCCUCAGCAUCCUGCUGGACCUCGCCAGGGCCAAGGACAUGAGGGCCAAGGCCGCCGCCAACGCAGAGCUGAUGGCACGCAUCGGACGCAGGAAAUGAGAUAAACGAGGAGUGACAUAAACAGGGGCUGAAUGGGACCGCUGAAACCAGACCCCCUGUAUCUGUAUCUGUCAUUUAGUUGCCGUGUUUGUCAUUCUCUACUCUGUUUCCCAAUGUGUAACUGUUAAUACAGAUUCGAUUCAUGUUAAAGCUGAUCUGACAACAUCA